Closterium sp. NIES-65 is the source of this 1572-nucleotide messenger RNA. NCBI's taxonomy places the organism in Eukaryota, Viridiplantae, Streptophyta, Zygnematophyceae, Desmidiales, Closteriaceae. The record is from the annotation of a GenBank genome assembly.
AUGCCCCGCCCACCACACUGCCCUCCCACUGCUGCUUUCACUGUCUCUGCGGGCAUCACACGCAUCCCCCAUGCUGCUUCUCGGAAGAAAGCUGUUCUCUCUCCCCCCCGCCCCUCCUCGCCCCUCCAUGCGGCAUGCCAGCUCAACCUGCCAGCUGUGAAGUCCUUCCAUUGCUGGCAAUCCGUGGCACACACCGGACACCACGCCCCCUGGGGUGACCUGGGGGGAGCAGGGUGUGGGUGGAGGAAGGGCCUUUUCUACCAGGAGGCGAGGAGAGGAUGGGGAAGGCCGAGCGAGAAAGAAUACCACUCAGGAUGCAGCAAGCUGUGGAAUGGGUGGAGGUCAAGGGAGCCAGCCGGGGAGGGGAGGCGGAAGAGGACUGAGGGGAGUAAGCGAAACUUGCUGGAAACCACAUCAAACGCAGAGGAGGUGAUGAAGGGGUCAGAGGAGUGGGAGGUUGGGAGAAGGGCUGGCAAAGGACAGACAGAGAAGCAGGGGGGCGGGCAAGGGAAAAAGGCGUUGGUGAGACGGGCGCAUGGUGUUGGUGAAAAGGGCGUUGACGGGCGCAUGGUGUUGGUGAAAAGGGCGUUGGUGAGACAGCUGGUAGCUGAGGCGGGUGCACGGAUGAACGCCGCAUGCAAGGAUUCGUGGGAUGGGUGUGCUGACAGGGGAGGCAGUGACCAGCUGUCCCCACUGUCUGUCGCCCCGCCUUCUCUCCCGCUUGCAGCAGCAGCCGAAGCGCCGAGAGUAAGACAGGGGCCGUUGUCGGAUUGGCUGCAGAUGGAUGGCGGGAGAAUUCAGAAGAACGGGGAUUGGCGGGUGAAAGAGGGGUGGGGGACGGGUGCCGGCAGAGGAGAAAGGGAAGCCGUAGGGACACGGCUGGUGGCGUCCAUGGCCAUCAUCACCACCACCACAUCCAUUGCCCCACCGUUUUCAUCCGCCCGUGCUGCUGGUGGAAGUGACCGCAUGGGAGCAUGGGCAUCGCCAGCAGAGCUGAGAGCAUGGGCAGGCAGUCCUGACCGCUGGCUCAAGGUGAGCUACACGUCACCAUGCCGGGCGUCAUGUCCACCACGAGCACGUCCAUCCCACCCACUCCGUCCCCCUUACAAGCUUCUCCACUGCCGCCAUCACAUCACCAUGGGCCGACGCCAUACGGUCGCCACGUGUGCAGGCACGAGGAAGCCCACACUCCCAGCCCACGUGAGCGGACAUGCAGAGCAUGCCGUGCGCCUGCAUGCGUGGGAGAAGGGCGAGGCGAGCAGGGGGCAGCCGGCAGUUUCCAGGCCCAGCGGACAAGAAGGGGGAGGAGGCGACAAUGUGCAGGCCGAGCAAGUUGGGCAUGAAGGAAAGGGGGAUGGGGAGGCUGACGGGAAGGGGGGGUGGGCAGGGGGAUGGGUUAGAGAGGAAGGGAAGGUGGGUGGGGAGGGGGAACAGGAGGGGGGUGGGGAGGGGGAUAGGCAGGUAACGAAGGCGGAUGGGAAGGGCAGUGGAGAGGAGGGGGAGGAGAGGGUGGGAAAUGAUGAGCGGAGAGGAAGCGGCGAGGGGCAUGGUGGUGAGGCGGUGAGGCGGUGA